Messenger RNA from Corylus avellana, 408 nucleotides. NCBI's taxonomy places the organism in Eukaryota, Viridiplantae, Streptophyta, Magnoliopsida, Fagales, Betulaceae. The record is from RefSeq and is a predicted model, not a curated record.
AUGCAGGUAGCGAAGAAAUCCGGGAUCGGAAUGGACGGCGGCAUCGCUUCCGUUAACAGCGACACGCCGGAUGCCGUGAAGCUGGUCGGCCCGAGCGAGACGGUGCGACAGCUGGUGGCUUGUAACCCAGUCGUGGUGUUCAGCAUGAGCGGGUGUUGCAUGUGCACUGUAGCCAAGCGGCUCCUCUUCAUCCUCGGCGUCGGCCCCGUCAUCAUCGAGCUCGACAAGCACUCCGCAGGCCCGGACGUUCAGGCCGUGCUCCAAGAGCUCUGCUCCGACGGCCAGAAGCCGGUCCCGGCGGUCUUCGUCGGCGGCAAGUUCUUGGGCGGCGUCGAAACUCUCGUGACAUGCCACAUCAAGGGCUCCCUCGUGCCUCUCCUCAAAGACGCUGGAGGUCUCUGGCUCUGA